AUGGAGAGACAAAAGAGCAUGGAGAAAGGGCUACUGAGGAAGAGCUUAAGCAUAAGAGAGAGAAAGUUCCCAAACGAAGACGCUUUUCUAGAAACCGGAUUAUCCAGGAAAUCCCCGAGAGAAGUUUCUAAGAAAGCCCUAAACGACGAUAGUGAAUGUCGUGUUACCGUCUCUGUUUUCCUCAGCACCUUUGUCGCCGUCUCUGGCUCCUUCUGCACCGGUUGUGGCGCGGGUUUUUCAUCGGGUGCGCAAUCAGGGAUUACCAAAGAUUUAGCUCUCUCAGUUGCAGAAUACUCAAUGUUCGGGUCGAUUCUGACUUUGGGAGGCCUGAUAGGUGCAAUAUUCAGCGGUAAAGUCGCCGAUGUCUUGGGAAGAAAGAGAACGAUGUUGUUUUGCGAAGCCUUCUGCGUUACAGGUUGGCUUGCCGUAGCAUUGGCUCAGAACGCGUUGUGGCUGGACUGUGGAAGAUUGUUACUUGGAAUCGGCGUUGGUUUAUUUAGCUACGUGAUUCCAGUCUAUAUAGCCGAAAUUGCACCAAAACAUGUCCGUGGAUCAUUUGUGUUCGCCAAUCAACUGAUGCAAAAUUGCGGCAUUGCACUCUUCUUCAUCAUUGGCAAUUUUGUUCCAUGGCGAUUAUUAGCAAUAGUCGGGCUCGUGCCAUGUGUGCUCCAUGUUUUUUGCUUAUUUUUCAUUCCCGAGUCCCCAAGAUGGCUGGCCAAAAAAGGUCGCGAUAAAGAAUGUCGAACUGCGUUGCAACGCCUUAGAGGACCUGACGCCGACAUUUCUCGUGAAGCAAACACAAUUAAAGAUACCAUAGAAAUGUCAGAGCUAGAUGGUGAAACUGGAAUGACUGAGUUGUUUCAGAGACGAUAUGCAUACCCGUUAAUUAUCGGAGUCGGUUUAAUGUUUUUGCAACAACUGAGUGGGAGCUCCGGUAUGACCUAUUAUGCCAGUACCCUCUUCCAAAAAGGAGGAUUUCCAAGUGCUAUUGGCACAUCGGUAAUAGCCACGAUCAUGGCUUCUUGUGCUGCGAUGGGCUUAAGUGCUUUGCUAUUAAGUGUUUCCUAUGGUUUCCAGUCAUUUGGAAUUCUCCCAGAUCUCACUCCUAUCUUCACUUGCAUUGGCGUAUUGGGUCACAUUGUGUCAUUUGCGAUGGGAAUGGGAGGACUACCAUGGAUUAUAAUGGCUGAGAUAUUUCCUAUGAAUGUGAAAGUGUCAGCUGGAACCUUAGUUACCGUAACUAAUUGGUUCUUUGGUUGGGUUGUCACUUAUACUUUCAACUUCAUGCUACAAUGGAAUGCAUCAGGAAUGUUUUUCAUCUUCUCAAUGGUCUCCGCCUCAUCGAUUGUAUUUAUAUACUUUUUGGUACCGGAGACAAAAGGCCGAUCACUUGAAGAAAUACAAGCAUUGCUCUCCAACUCUGUACAGUAA
Molecule: messenger RNA, 1431 nt
Organism: Thlaspi arvense
Lineage: Eukaryota; Viridiplantae; Streptophyta; Magnoliopsida; Brassicales; Brassicaceae
Source: the annotation of a GenBank genome assembly